AUGCCUAUCGAAUUUGUUUGCAAAAUCAAAUUUGCAGAGGAGGAUGAGAAGCAGAAAAGCAAGCAAGAUGGGGAUAAGGAGAGCCUGAUCGAGGAGAGCUGUACGCCGCCGGCCAAAGACUUGGCAGGGUUUGCUAACUCCUGCUCCCUCCAUGGGAUCAACCACAUCUUCGUCUCUGGCCGCCUGGGGAUCCGGCAGACUCUCUGGGCUCUUGCCUUCUUGACUUCUCUGGCGCUCUUUCUGUACCAAGCGGCCAAGUGUGCCAUCUCCUACCUGGAGCACCCUCAUGUGACGGCGCUGAACGAAGAGGCAACCCCGGAGAUGGUCUUCCCUGCCGUGACCAUCUGCAACAUCAACCGGUUUCGCUUCUCAGCCCUCACCGACGCAGACAUCUACCACCUGGCAAACUUGACGGGUCUGCCCCCCAAGAACAGGGAUGGGCACAAACCCACUGAUUUGAUGUAUCCUGCACCUGACAUGCAGGACAUCUUCAACAGGACGGGGCAUCAGCUGGAGGAGAUGCUGAUGAGCUGCAAUUUCAGUGGACAGAACUGCUCAGUUGAGGACUUCUCUGUGGUUUACACCAGAUACGGGAAAUGCUACACUUUUAAUGGCAACAAGACGACAUCCAAGAAGACGAAGCAGGGCGGGAUGGGAAAUGGGCUGGAGAUCAUGUUGGAUAUCCAGCAGGAUGAGUAUCUGCCCAUCUGGAGAGAGACGAAUGAGACGUCUCUGGAGGCCGGCAUCCGAGUUCAGAUCCACAGUCAGGACGAGCCUCCCUACAUCCACCAGCUGGGCUUCGGCGUCUCGCCCGGCUUCCAGACCUUCGUUUCAUGUCAGGAGCAAAGGCUGACCUACCUGCCCCAGCCCUGGGGGAACUGCCGCUCCACCAGCAGGGAGAAGUUCCCGGGAUACGACACGUACAGCAUCAGCGCCUGUCGCCUGCUCUGCGAGACCAACGAGGUCAUGCGCGUGUGCAACUGCAGGAUGGUUCACAUGCCUGGAACUGCAGAUAUCUGCCCUCCCAGUAAAAUCAACUGUGUUGACAAAGCACUCGCCCAGCUACAGAAGAACAGUGGGGAUAUCUGUCCAUGUGAGACGCCCUGUAAUCUCACCCGCUACGGUAAAGAGCUCUCCAUGGUCAAAAUCCCCAGCAAGGGCUCGGCUCGCUAUCUGUCCAGGAAAUAUGACAAGUCAGAGGACUACAUCAGAGACAAUUUCUUGGUGUUAGAUAUUUUUUUCGAAGCACUGAACUACGAAACAAUUGAGCAAAAGAAAGCAUACGAUGUCGCAGGAUUAUUAGGUGACAUUGGUGGACAAAUGGGUUUAUUCAUCGGCGCCAGCAUCCUGACAGUCUUAGAAAUACUGGAUUACAUUUACGAGCUGAUCAAGCAUCGGCUACAGCGUCUGCUGAGACCACAGAAAGAAGAGAAGAAGAAUACCCAGCCGACCACAACUGUUGCCACAGUGGGUCUAGAAGAAAUGAAAGCAAAGGAGCCCAAUGACACGACACGGAGUCACCCAGAGGGGGCGUACGCCAACACGAUCCUCCCUAACCACCACGUCCCUCAUCCUCAUCCCCACCCUCAUCCCCACCCGCACCCUCUUUCUCACCCUCUUCCUGCGCCGCACCAACAUCGCCCGGGACACCACGGCGUAUUUGAGGACUUCGCUUGCUAAAGCCAGCUUUUGUUUCCAGUCCUGGUGACAAAACAAGAGAGGAACUAUCUGUGUUGAGACAAAAACAGAUUCCCUCCCUCUUCCUCCUCCUCCUCCUCCUCCUCCUCUGCAUCUCCGUAUUUUCUUUGCUCUCACCAGUGAAAAGCUACAGCCAAAGUCAAAAACACUAAACUUGUGCUGCUAACAAACCACUUGUAUGUACAGUUUAGGCACAAAUCAGACACGGCUUCUUCUUCUUCUUCUUCUAAUUCUUCUUCUUCUUCUUUGUCUGUUUUUCUCGUUUUGAUCUGAAUGGGAACCAAACCUAACUCAGCGUCGCCUUGACUUCUCGGAGACUACAUUGACCAACUCUUUGGUACAUGAUCACUACGAAGGGAUAAGAGGAAAAAUGCACUUUAAAAAGGAUUUAUUUAUUCUGUUGGCAUCUAUUUUUAAUUGUUAAUAAUAUUAUUACGUCUGUGUUCCUGAAUCUACUCUGACUUCAUGAAGCUGUAUCAGAUCAUUACACUUGAUAAAUUAUGUAAUUAUUUAACAAAGUACUAUUAUCCGUCUGUUCUGUAUUGUAUACAAGAUAACAGUAAGCAAACCUUGUUGGUGUUGAACCAUCCGAAGUGUGAGUGGAUUUAUUUAGGCUGAGAAAGGAGCUAGCAGCAUCUUUCCACAUGAAGCAUCCUGUCCGGUUUGUGGUGAAGGUGUUAGAGUAGCAGUGUACCUGUACAUAAAUCACCAAGUCCUACAAGGUUUGUUUUAAUGGUUGUUGUUUAUAUUUAGUUACUAUAUGACUUAUGUAGUAUCACUUUUAAUUAUUUAUACAUUUUAGAGGAGUUUUUUUAUAUGAACAUCACGAUUGUAGCAAAUACUGUCCGCUGACUGCCGAAUAUUACCGCAAAGCUGACAAAACUGGAUAACAAACAUAUUCGUAGCUCUUGAGCUUAUUCAUAUUUUGUCACAUCAGAGCCACAUAAUUCAUGUAUUUCAUCUGGACUUUAUGUCACAUACCAACACAGAGUGGUGCAAAAUUGUUCUUCUUAUCAAUCUGAGCAUUUUCCAGUGAAAAAAGCUCCACAGCAUGAUGCUGCCACCGCUGUGUGGCGAUGCUGCCAUCCUGCAUUUAGGCCAAACGUUGUGUUUCUCUUUCCAUUUUCAGAAGAUUGAUUGAGGUUUUCUGCAACGGUAAAACUUGACAUAUUGCUUUAAACUUUGUUAUAAAUGUAUCCCUGUCCUGUCUGCUGUGUUCAUUAAUAUUCCCUAACAAACCUCUAGGACACAUGUGUCAAACUCGAGGUCUGUGGGCCAAAUCCGGCCCCCCAUAGCUUUUUAUGUGGCCCUCUGAGUUCUAGACUAAAUACAAAGUGUUCUAAAAUUUUAUGUUAUCAAUCAAAUUAAUGCAGGUUAUAUCUGCCAAAUUAUAUCGAUCAGUCCCUCCAGUUUCUUGCAAAUUAUCGUGGAAUUUCACACAAAAUCAAUAAAUCCCCAAACAUUAUUGCACUGAUAUAUAGCUGGGAGUUUGUUGCUGAUUUUUUACAAAAAUUGUCAAAAACGUUCUUACUUGUACU
Molecule: messenger RNA, 3236 nt
Organism: Xiphophorus hellerii (green swordtail)
Lineage: Eukaryota; Metazoa; Chordata; Actinopteri; Cyprinodontiformes; Poeciliidae
Gene: asic4a
Product: acid-sensing (proton-gated) ion channel family member 4a
Exons: 10
Coding region: 1-1680 (559 amino acids)
Biological process (GO): sodium ion transmembrane transport
Cellular component (GO): plasma membrane
Molecular function (GO): ligand-gated sodium channel activity
Source: RefSeq, a predicted model, not a curated record